Lachancea lanzarotensis is the source of this 4233-nucleotide messenger RNA. RefSeq names its product LALA0S03e08922g1_1. Bases 1 to 4233 code for a protein of 1410 amino acids. NCBI's taxonomy places the organism in Eukaryota, Fungi, Ascomycota, Saccharomycetes, Saccharomycetales, Saccharomycetaceae. The record is from RefSeq and is a predicted model, not a curated record. The transcript has a single exon.
AUGUUUUUGGACUACUCAAGUCGCGACGAAUUUGCCGACAUCAACACCAGUUUUGCUGAAAAGUACAUUGAAAUUUUGUACAUCGAGCGUUUAGAAGAGCCUGGGUUUCGCUUGGACUACCUCAAGUCCCGCGCUAAACAUGUCUCGCAACUUCAAGAUUUGCAAGUGAAAGAUCUGGAAGGUAACUUGGGCUGGCUCAGCUACCUCCACGGAAUCAUUCUAUCAAGGGAGCAAAUGGAGGAGCGGAUGCCUUCUUUACUCAAGUGUUCUACUCUUUACAUGGUAGAGUUCAAUCUCAAAGGAUGCUCGCCCGAAGAUGCGUUUUGUGACGAAGCAGAGGAAGGAGGCAUGAAGGAGGGUCGGUUGAGGGAAGCAAUCAGACACACCUACAUGGAUUUCUUGGAACCUUGCGAAAGAGUUAUCGAGGCACUGCAGAAUCAUUUUGUUCUUUCGCGGCCUACCAAAAUAUGCUCAUUCAGUCAGUUCGACUUUGUGCAAAAGCUUCUUUACCAAGAGCUCUAUCCAACGUCUAGGGGUAGACACAAGACACACGCCGGACUUGUCAUGAUGCCUAUUAAGUUCCCUGCAUCUUUCAAUUAUGCUAUCAGCGACAAGAGCUAUGCACAGACUGACAUCAAGGUUCAGUUUCACAAAUGGACUGGACUCAAGACUGGUGGAAGCCUUUUCAGACUCAAAGGCAAAGACGUCCGUCCGUCCUUGGUCCCGAAUAGAAUAAUUUCUGUUUGGAACAAAGGAAAACCGGAACAGAUGUUCAAGCAUUAUUCGAAGCUGUUCGAAUUGGGACAACUCAGCUUCACCGGACAUGGCGGCGAUGAGACGACGAUCAUCAUGAAGGAGCUUGGAUACAGAUCAGAGAAGCGAAAUGAAAAAGUGAGCCAGAUCGGAACGACGUUACCGCCACGCUCCUCAACUGCGGUUGGUUCAGAAAAAGAAGAGCAGCGAUCCGAAUGCCGAGAUAGUAGUGACCCUCCAUCAGUCGUUGGAGAAAGGAAGGUCUCGUUUGCUGAAGGGAACACGCGCUCUAAUGUCAAAGAGGAAGGUUCAAACUGCUCGAGAAGUUUGAACCCUGCUCCUGAUGUUGGAGUCGUUGUUCACUGCACAGAAGAUCCUUGCGAGUCCAACGCUAAAUCCGUAGACUGCCCCGGGAAUAUGCCAACUCCAGCUGGAACUUCGGGAGCCGAUCAUUCGACUGUGUCGAGCGAGCGUGAGACCUCCGGUGCCAAAUUCUGUGUGAAUGUCGCGCCGGAUGUUGAAUCUGGUACCCAGAACGCGUCGGAUUGCCCUUUUAAUACUGUCGAUUUGACCAUGCCACCACCAUUGAACAACCCCGAGACACUAGAUGCAAAUUUGUGUUUAGAUGUCAAGCCGAACGUCGACCCUGGCCACAAAGUCAACGAGACAUCAAACCCAGGUAAGCUUCAAUGUCCCACUCCUCCACAGUUGAUGAAAGAACAAAAAGACCUCGCUGGCACGUUCUGCGUAGGCCAUGACACAGACGUUGAACCUGAUGAAGGGUCUCUCGAGGUUUCGAAUUCGUGCGUUGGUCCUAUGAACGGUCUUGGGACUGCGACCUACGAUCUCCCCGCAGUUAUUGAGCCCAGACUUGUCUCCACAGUCCCAAGAUCAUGUUCGCGAUCUCACGAGUUAGAUGAAUUGCGAGGUAAUAAGCAAGUGGACCUUAAUUUGAGAGCUGAUUAUAAAGUUCAGAUCACUAGCGGAAGCGCUGCUCAAGACCACAUCCGCAUUUCUUCCGUCAACACAAGGAAAUCAAGUGGCGGAUCUUACCGCUCCCGCCAGGCUAAUAAGCAAGUCAUGAUGAUUGACGGAGUAGAACAUGAACUCAAUGAGAUUGAGAGAGAUAUUUUCUUACUUCUGGAAACGCGAGGCACCGAGAAAGAGGCUACCAAAAAGCUAUCGCCUUCCGUCAAGUGUGCUCCUGAAGAACGGGCUACAAAAGCGGGAACAUUCACAGCUAUACGAGAUGAACAGCAACUCUUCAAGGGGACCAAUGAAUCUGUGGCAAUUGGCACAGACGAGGCGUCAAUAAGCAUCAAAGAUGGGGUACCAAAGCGAAAGCCUUUGCCCAAAAUUGAAGCUUUGAUGGUGCCAGACCUUUCGCCAGAAGAAGGUGAAGGUGAUUGUGGUGAACUUGGAUCAACCGCUGCAGCGUUACCAGAUGGAUUUGAAACUCAGGAAGAGUUCUCGAACCAGGAUCCGCAGCACCUUCCCCAAAGCCAUGUCAUGCAAUACUACUACCCCUCUGAAAAUCGCCCUUUGCCGUCUAGCUUCUCUCCAGCACAACAGGAAGCUGAUGAGUAUAGGAAGCGAGGUUCUCCAGGUCAGUCAUUAGCUAGUUCUGACUCGAAUGCCUCCUCGAGUUCAGAUAAAAAUUCGAACGUGAAGAAAGAGUAUCCGGAUGGUAUUGCUAUGGCUAAAGUUGAUACCAAAUGUGUUAAUGUAACAGAUUUGGAAAGGGGAUCAAAAACAGCAGCAAACCAGACCUCCUCAUCCGAACGGGGUAGACACUCAACCAGAAGGAAAGAGCGAAGGAAAGGUUCGGAAGCGCGGAAGGCCAAAGAAUACGUUGAAUCGGAUAUUUCGGGUACAUUACCUCUUAGCGUCUGCGCAGCCCAGAACGAUCGCGUCUUGGCUCAAGAAUCAGUUUUCGGUGAGACUUCGAUCAUUCACAGAAAGGACGAUUCACAGCUCUAUUGCAAGACUCAAGAGCCCCAAAACGAGACCUGUAGAGAUGCUGCCAGAAACUCAGAAAAUUCGCCGAUCUACAAUUCGCAGCCUAUCGGGGGCUCUAAGAGCUCCGACGCCUUCAGUAGGCGGCCAUGUCACUGUCAUCUGAAAGAAAAAUGUCACAAUCCUUUCCAUGACCGGCUACCCGAGUUCUUAUUGGGAGACUCACUCAAUCCUCCUCAAGAGUACGAUACUCGAGUGAAUGCUGUUGAUGGUCAAUCGGCAACUCGCAGUGAUGACCGUCAAAGCCGUGAAGCGAGAACCAGCUUCAAUAUUGGCAGGGAACAAGUUAAUGCCACAGAAAUGCGCCAAGAGCCAAAUCUGCCACCCAAUGGUGAGCACAAGCAGCGCAGGCCGCACCUCCAUCCUGGAAGUUCUGUCUACCAUCGUACCAUGAUUGGCCACGAGGAAAAGAGCGCAUCGAGAAUAUCAGAUAAAGAUUUUUCUCUUGCGAGUAACACAACGGCACCUAACACUUUUGAUGUGUUAGCAAACGAGCGCUCAAUCCGUAAUUUUAUCUACGGAACAGGACAGGCAAGUUCGCUUGAAAAUGAUGCUAAGAACGAUGAUCAAGGUUCGGUGAUAAUCUCGAGCCAUCUUUUUCCGCCGCUCGCUACAAGUCAAGCUCCACGUCGUGAAAGUAUGACUUCAAAGGGACUGAAGAAGAACAUCAAUCCUAGCGAAAUGACACACAGGCUUCAUCAAUCUAUGACGUCAGGUUCAAAAGGGCCAGGAGAUGAUUUUGGUGGCGAAGAACGGUACGAUUUUUGCUACGACAGUCGCGACGCAAUCAAGUCGUGUGAACUCUCGACAGUUGACCAAAUUUUUGGAAAACAUGGUUUUCAUCAAAAUAUCGAACAAGCGGCAAACGUCAAGUCUCUUGACCGACCUGAAAGUAUGUUUUCAUUUUGCUCAGGGCCCACAAUAGGUUCCCCGCUGUCAUCUCAGCUUGACGCCGCAGUCAAUGAACAUUUGAGCAAUUGCGCAAAAGGGCUUUAUGACCGAGAAGCAAUAGCCCGUUGUAAUUUUACAACCUCGUUAGCUGACGAUAAUGGAGAAAAUCCUGAAAAGCCUGGCAAGGAACUUCACGUUUAUGGGCCAAAGUCCCAGAAGAAUUCUUCGCAAUUGCCUUGCGUGACUGGAGAAUAUGAGCCAGACAUGAAGACUCCGGGUAGAAACAGAAGUUUACGUUUCGCCAACAAAAUAAAAAGCGUGGUCUCGCCGCGCUCUGGUUGCAGUCCAACCCCCGCGAGGCCUAUCAAGAAAGAGAAGCGUAAGCUCACGUACGAUGAAUUGUACCCGGCACUUUCAAACGUGAGAUUUCGGGAUUUUGUUAAGUUCAAAGCACACAAGUUAAAAGAAGACUUCAAAUACUUCUCCGACAUGGCAAAGAUUUACAUGGUCGACACGAAGGAGAAACCUGUGGUUAUUGAUCGCGCUUCCCAUGAUAGAGGGUUUGUUUGGUAA